UUAAAAUUUGUUUCUCAGCAAAUUUGAAUAAAAAACAAAUAUAAAAUGUCAAACAGCCACUUGUUUUUGAAGUCUGGAUUCCCACGAGCCCCCCUGCAGAACGGCCUGGGUCGUUAUGUCUGCCAGUUGCAGCGGAUAACUCUGAAAUUCUGCAAGAACAACGGCUCCAGCAGAGGCAUGCGCGACUUCAUUGAGAACCACUUGCUGGACUUUGCUAAGGAGAAUCCUGGGAUAGUGGUCUACGUGAAACCAAGACGCCACCGCACGCCGGUCUUGGUGGGCGAAUAUCUAAAUGGCGACCGCGAGUGGCUGAGCUGCAGGAACAGCACUCAGGAGGAGAUCUCCAAGUGGAUCGAUCUGCUAAAGACCCAAAAUGGUAGCUCCAGCUCCCUUCGGCUGCGCAAAAUGUGGCACACGGACGUUCCCUCGAUUCAGGGUCCCUGGACACCCUUCCUUUUGCGAUCUCCCGAGGCCCAGGACCAGAAGUAUCCCAGCGAGGAGUCCUCCAAGCCGCUAGACAUACCGCAAACCGCCACCGAGAAGCUCAUUGAACUCUUCCGGCAGCAGCAACUGGAGGCUGGAGAAUCCGCCAACGAAGUUCUGAGCAAAAAGCGCGCAGAAUGAAAGGGAACUACUGAUUAAGGAUAGAACUCGGUUGUUUUUUUGGUAAUUGUUUUAUUUUUAUAAUCAACAUUGAUUUGUUGGUAAACAAAUAAAUAUUUAAAAUCUAAAGGACU
Messenger RNA from Drosophila ananassae, 737 nucleotides. It is a transcript of the gene mRpL43, whose product is annotated as 39S ribosomal protein L43, mitochondrial. The coding region runs from base 46 to 624 and encodes 192 amino acids. Gene Ontology annotation, cellular component: mitochondrial large ribosomal subunit. Gene Ontology annotation, biological process: mitochondrial translation. NCBI's taxonomy places the organism in Eukaryota, Metazoa, Arthropoda, Insecta, Diptera, Drosophilidae. The transcript has 3 exons. The record is from RefSeq and is a predicted model, not a curated record. Gene Ontology annotation, molecular function: structural constituent of ribosome.